AUGGCUUGGUGUCAUGGUCAAAAUGAGAGGCCACCUCCAAGUUAUAUAGCCAGCAUUCGAAGCUCUUCAGCUAGUUCAGGUCAAAAUGGUGGAAGAGUUAUAAGGAAUGGCGAAGGAUUCGUCUUACCUUGGCUAGGGUUACGAUCAAGAUUAUUUCUGAGCGUUUUCACACCUGCUUUGGCAUCACUUUUGUUUGUUGGCGUUGGAGUCUUGUCAUCCUCUUCUGAUGCAAAUAAGCGGGCAAACGAAACAAAGGAUCAACUCAUGUCAGCCUGUGUGGCUACACAAAAAGCAGCAAGCACUCUUGCAAGUAUGCCAUAUUACUUUGCACAAAAUUUCAAUGAACAAACGAGUGAAGCAAUCGAAAAUACCGUUCAUGGUCUUGCACGGGUACUGUUACUGGCAAUGACAGCAAUCGAGAAGAUCUUGACUUUCAUGGUGAAUAUGUACAAGAGCUUACUUUUGUGCUUCAUUCAACUCUUGGUCAGAGGCUCUCUAGCGCUGCUCAUCUCUGCCGUGGAUGCUAUGUCGGGUGCAGUGAACGAUGCAGCAAAGGCAAUUAGUGUUUCUAUUCAAGGUUCCAUCAACGCCAUCAAUUCUUCCCUUCGAGCUUCAUUGGGUGCUUUGAACGAUUUUGCCAAAUUGUUUCACAAAUCAUUCACCAUACCACAAGUACCUAUACCCGAUUUGAGUGCAUUACAAAACAUUCGAUUACCCAGCGAAAUCGAUGGCGGGUUACGCAAAUUGAACAGUUCACUUCCAACACUAGAUGAUCUAAAAGCAAAGAUUGACGGUCUGAUUCAAGUACCAUUUGAGAAAAUGAAAACAGAGGUCAAUUCAACACUUGCACAAUACGAAUUUGAUCGUUCUGUGUUACCAAUUCCUGCGCAAACUCAGUUGACCUUCUGUCAAGAUUCGAUGGAUUUAACUCCAAUCGAUACUCUUGCAAGUAAAGUUCAUCAUGCAGCAAACGUUGGAAUAGGAAUCUUGGUCAUCUUGGCUCUAUUGGUGAUUGCAUUUUAUAUGCUUUGGCAAUGGUGGGAAUUUAGAAGCCUAAGAAAACAUGUCGAACGAACAAUUACUGCUUUCAAAGCUGGGCAUGAUGAAAAAGAUUCUUCUUUGGCUGCAAUGUCCGAAGAUCAAGCAAGUUUGUUCAAAAUGAUGUCAUUCUUGCAAUUAUCACAACAUGCUUUUUUAGCAAGCAUCUUUUUGCCAAGAGCACAUAGAGUCGGAAUUCGAACUACAGAUGGCAUUAACCGAUUACGUUGGUGGCUUGCAUGGAUAACGCAUCCUUUCCCAUUGGCGAUUUUAGCCAUGGGUAUUGUAGGUUUGUUUGGCGUUCUGAUUCAAAUGGCUGCUAUCAAACUAGGAGAGAAGCAAGUCAAAGGUGAAACGCUGGCAAUGUUAGACGAUAAUGCUGCUCAAUUACAACAAGCCGUCAAUGAUCAUUUACAAAACAUUUCGAAAGAUUUUGCAAAUCGAUCAAAUGCAAUCAUUUUAGAUGCACAAAAUGAAUUGAACAAUGGUUUACUCACAUGGGUCAAUACGACAACUUCAACGAUGAAUUCAACUUUAAAUCAAUUCAUGGAUGGAAUUGCAGAAGUUGUCAAUGUGACAUUUGCUAAUACGCCCUUAUUCACACCUGUACAAACGUUCAUUGGUUGUAUCAUUGGUCAAAAGGUUGCGGGAAUCGAGAAAGCAUUAACAUGGAUACAUGAUAAUGCGCAUGUCACAUUUCCACUCGUAAACGAUACCAUGCUGAUGUUGAGCAAUUCCACCGUUCAAGAAGCAUUACAACCUGCGCAAAAGGAAUUUGCUGGAGAAGAUGAUUCACAGCCGGGGUUGCUAGGGUCAAUUGCGGACGCAUAUCUGAAUCACUUACGAAAACAAAGGACGAUGUUUAUCAUCCUGAUUGUGUUUUACCUCAUCUUGUUGAUCAUUGGGACAAUCUUUGCAAUAUUUCAU
Molecule: messenger RNA, 1965 nt
Organism: Meira miltonrushii
Lineage: Eukaryota; Fungi; Basidiomycota; Exobasidiomycetes; Exobasidiales; Brachybasidiaceae
Exons: 1
Cellular component (GO): mating projection tip
Source: RefSeq, a predicted model, not a curated record